Bombina bombina (fire-bellied toad) is the source of this 5148-nucleotide messenger RNA. It is a transcript of the gene ZSWIM4, whose product is annotated as zinc finger SWIM-type containing 4. The coding region runs from base 209 to 3487 and encodes 1092 amino acids. Gene Ontology annotation, cellular component: Cul2-RING ubiquitin ligase complex. The transcript is spliced from 14 exons. NCBI's taxonomy places the organism in Eukaryota, Metazoa, Chordata, Amphibia, Anura, Bombinatoridae. The record is from RefSeq and is a predicted model, not a curated record. Gene Ontology annotation, molecular function: zinc ion binding.
AACUUCCAUUGUUACUGUGAUUUAAAGGGGCCGUGGUGCGGGGACGGCACAUACAACAAAUCCGGGCCAAAGACCUAAGAGGCUGGCAGCGAUCGUCAGGAAACGCCGUGGAUUAUUCCGUAUUGGGCCAUAUAGACCGUAUUCUGGAUUUUGGUUACUGGCUAAGAACUGGACAUUUCGAUAGGAUCUUGGACUGGCGGAAAAGAGCAUGGAGCCUCCGGCCUCCAAGAGGAGGUGUCCAGGCCUCACCCCGCGAUACAAACCAGACACUCUGCUUGACCUGAGCGCAAAGAAGGUAGCGGAGACCUGGGCCUUCGAGCAGGUGGAGGAGCGGUUUUCAAGAGUCCCAGAACCAGUUCAGAAACGUAUAGUCUUUUGGUCAUUCCCACGCAGUGAGAAGGAGAUUUGUAUGUAUUCAUCUUUGGGGUAUCAUCCCCCUGAAGGAGAGAGAGAUUCACGCGUCCCAUUUAAUAGGGGUCUUCAGCUUCUACAGUCUGGGGCCGUACAACGUGUACUUCAAGUUGGGUUUCACCUUAGCGGAUCAGUCACUGAACCAGGGGAUCCUGAAAGAACAUUCCAAGUGUCUAUCAGCUUUGACCGUUGCAAAAUUACUUCUGUUAGUUGUGGGUGUGAAAACAGAGACAUUUUCUAUUGCGCACAUGUUGUGGCUCUAUCUUUACACCGAAUUCGGAGGGCCCGUGGAGUGGAACUGCGACUUCCCAUUUCUGAGACACUCUCUCAAAUGAACCGUGACCAACUGCAGAAGUUUGUGCAAUACCUUAUUAGUGAACAUCACACAGAAGUGCUGCCUACAGCCCAAAGAUUAGCCGAUGAGAUCUUGCAACUGGGAUCGGAGAUUAACAGAGUUCAUGGAGCCCCUGACCCCACAGCAGGCGCUGGUCGAGAGGAUGAGAAUUGUUGGCAUUUGGAUGAGGAGCAGAUUCAGGAGCAAGUCAAACAGCUUUUGUCCAAUGGUGGAUACUAUGGUGCCAGCAAGCAACUGCAGUCCAUGUUUAGCAAGGUGCGAGAAAUGCUUCGAAUGCGUGAUUCUAAUGGUGCUCGCAUGCUGAUCCUAAUGACUGAGCAGUUUCUAGAAGACCCACGUUUGGCUCUGUGGAGGCAACAGGGAGCCGGGAUGACAGACAAGUGCCGGCAACUAUGGGAUGAGCUAGGUGCUCUAUGGGUGUGUGUGGUGCUAAGUCCUCAUUGUCGGCCAGAGGAGAGGGAAUCGUGGUUGGAACUGCUUAGAAAAUGGAAUGCACUGGAUAUAUGCCCACUGGAGGAGGGCAACUACUCUCUGGAAGGUCCUGGGACACAGACACCAGCACAAGGCCAUGGUAUCAACCAAGCAGCUCGUCAAACUGUUUUUGCUCGUGCCUUAAAGGCAGGGGAGCUGACAUGGACAGAUGCUCACCUUCAGCGUGUCCUGAAUGGAGAGACUGGCGUCCCUGGUGGUGGAGUGAAGAACAGCGCAGACAAGCUGUCCUAUGACCCACAGGGUCGUCCACUUUGGCUGGGAGAUCACUUUCCUGUUGCCUGUGCUCGUGUGGAUGCUCUACGCUCUCAUGGAUAUCCUCUUCAGGCCCUUAGACUUGCAAUCUCCAUAAUUAACACCAUGAGACUUCAGCGCCAACAUCAAAUGGAAGGAGUGAAGCAGCAAAGGAAAGAACUUCAGUUAAAGGGCAGCACUUCACUUACUAACUUGGAAGGAUGGGUGGGACAUCCUCUUGAUCCAAUUGGCUGUCUUUGUAGGACUUUCUUGGAGGCCAGUCUACCCGAGGAUGAGGGACCAGCACCAUACCCAGAGCUUGGUGGAGAACAACGAAAGGUGAUGUACCAACACGUACCAAUACCAGGAGGUUCUUCCUCAGGGGAAUCACUUCUCUGCUUGGCAUUGGAGGUUGCCCUUAUGGGGUUGGGACAGCAGAGAGCGAUGCCAGAAGGUCUAUAUGCCCAGGAUAAGCUUGUACGUAGUGAAGAACAAAUAAUAGGCUUGCUGGGAACACUGGAAAUGGGUGAUCGACUGGUGCAAGUACUGAGAAAACAGGCCAUGCUGCUACUAGAAGGUGGCCCAUUUAGUGGUUUUGGAGAAGUAAUCUACAGGGAAAGUGUUCCUAUGCAUACCUUUGCUCGCUUCCUGUUCACUGCUUUGCUUCCUCAUGAUUCUGACCUAGCUUACCGUGUUGCUCUCCGGGCUAUGAGGCUUCCUGUCCUAGAGUCUGUUCUUCCUCCCCAUGGGUCAGAAAUACUUCCCUUGGAUUCCAUGCUCACCAGUCGAUUCCCAAGAUGGUUCAUUCUGGGACACCUUGAGACACGUCAGUGUGAACUCGCUUCUGCCAUGCUGACCACUGCCAAAGGAGACCCUAAGUGGCUUCAUACAGUCCUGGCAUCAAUUCAGCAGCAUAUCCACUCUCCUGCACUGCUCUUCAAGCUUGCCCAGGAUGCCUGUAAGACUGCAACGCCCCCAAACGCCCCACCUGACACAACCCUGCUUAAUAUUUCACUGGAGCUAGGACUACAGGUUAUGAGGAUGACACUGACUACUUUGACGUGGAGACGCAGGGAAAUGGUGCGCUGGUUGGUGUCAUGUGCCACAGAAAUUGGUGCCCAAGCCUUAAUUAGCAUUAUGCAGAACUGGUAUGCUCUCUUCACCCCAAUUGAGGCAACUAGCAUUGUUGCGGUCACCUGCACAUCUCCUGCCACUCUCCUUCGAUUUAGCCCGGAUCCUCGUCAACGUGAGGAGCUAUGUUCAUGUGCCCGUGCCCUGGCCUUGCAAUGUGCUAUGAAAGACCCUCAAAGCUGUGCCCUACCUGCCCUGACACUCUGUGAGAAGGACCACACUUCAUUUGAGGCUGCCUAUCAAAUUGUUCUAGAUAGCGCUAGUUCGGGCCCUGGUGCACACUCGCAUCUCUUCACUGUGGCCCGUUAUAUGGAGCAUCGUGGUCUGCCUCUCCGAGCCUUUACUCUGGCCACCCUUGCACUGUCAAAUUUAAGUAUAGGUUUUAGCCAAGAUUCCCACCCUGCUGUAAGCGAUGUUCUAUGGGCUUGCUCCCUUGCACAUUCCCUAGGCAAGGUGGAGCUAAGCACUGUGGUGCCUUUGGUAAUAAAGAGUGUACAGUGUGCCCCUGUGUUGUCCGACAUCCUGCGACGGUGCAGUCUUGCACCCCCAGGCCUAGCACAGACCCUUUCCUCAUCUUCAAUUGGAGCUGGUCGAGGCAGGGGAACAGGGGGACGGACUGAAAAACCUUCACUCUGCCAGCUGCUAGAGGCUGCAAUUGGAGCUUACAUAAGUACUACUCAUUCGCGACUUACACACAUCAGUCCACGGCAUUAUGGAGAGUUUAUAGAGUUUCUUGCAAAGGCCCGUGACACUUUCUUACUUGCACCAGACGGGCAUCGACAGUUUACCCAGUUUCUGGAUAACCUGAAGCAGACCUACAAGGGCAAGAAAAAACUGAUGCUCUUGGUUAGAGAGCGGUUUGGUUAGAGAAAAUGGAGAUGUAAAUAUUCUGCAGGGGCACUGAUUUGAGGGCAAGUGUUGCAGCUCUAUUUCCUCUAAUAUUGGACAUUUAAUUCCAUCUCUAUUGGGGAUGGGUUUGCUAGUGAAGGAGACUUUCUGAAGAAUCACAGUGGCAUUCCCUGUGAAACUAUCCUGUGUAUAUAAUAUUUUUUAACUAUUUAUUUAUAAAUAGGGAUGGUGCUCCCUUUUCUCCCAAGUCCAUUUACCCGUCACCAGGUAUAUCCUGUGUUCUCUGUCUAACAGAUUAUUGGACUAUUUAGCGGACCUGCAAGUGGCAGGGAGGGAUGAAUGGAGGUUUGGGAGAGUUCCACAAAAAGUGGACAUUAUUUAUUUCUGAAGGAUUAUCUGUACUAACUUAUUAAUAUAUUUUUUUGUAUAAUUUCUAAUGUAAACCUGUUUUAUUGUAACUUGACAACCCAGAUAUUUGGUGUCAAUGAAGUGUACCCUACUCCGGUUAUAAAUAUAGACUGACAAGGCACUCCUCAUUCCACUUCUGUUUGAGUAAACCUACACAGACAUAAGCAGUGUUACUUUCCCCUAAUGCUGGAGGUGGCAGUCUUUCAAAGUGAUCAAGAAUAUAGAUAAGUAUAUUUAUUUAAAAAAAGUAACACCCUAGAGUAGUUAUUCUUAAAUAAUUUGGCAAAUACCAGAAGUUAGGGCUUGUAAAAUGUUACUAAGUUGUUGGAGUACUCUAUAUAUGUCUAUAUAUAAAUUCCUUCUAUAACUUCCAAGAAAAUGUAUGGCUGGUUCCUAAUUUUCAUAUACAUUCUUUAAACCCUGUGGACUUGUAUACAUGCUAAAGGGACAUUAAAAUAUAUAUUUUCCUUUCCAUCUAAAAUGUUAUGUUCAUUUGUUUUAUUGGUUGCUUUUAUAUUUGUGGAAGUUUAUCCCCCUUUAUAGAGGUUUGGGAGUUAUCCUCAACAACCAUUUGGCAUCUGAUCCAUGUGGGUCAGUUUAGUAGAAAACGCUUUAACAAAUAGAUUUACAUGGAAGGGUUAACAUGUUUUUAAUUGCUUUCAUAUGCAUACAUUUCAUAUGAUUUGAAUUAAAUGUCCAUUAACUGUCUGUUUAUAUAUAUAUAUAUAUAUAUAUAUAUAUAUAUAUAUACAUACAUAUGCCUAUGCAUACCUUCAUAGUUGGACUAGAACCAUGUGUGUUAAACAAGGGUGGCUGUGAAUAAUUUUGUCUUUUUAAUAACUCAGGAAGAUGUCAUUGCCUUCCUUAUAUUUCACAUAAUUCCUUUGCACUGCCACCUCCAUAUCUGCCUUCCUGCUCCAUAUCACCAGUAUUCUCUCUUCCACACUACCUACCUCUGCUUUUCUACCAUCCGUUCCUAUGGCUCCAUUCCUAUUCUUCCAGUUGGAACCUCUUACUACUGCUCCAUGUUUCCAUCUACCAGGAUUUACUCUUUCACAUACCAUUGUGUUUUUUUUAUAUAUAUACUUUCCUCCCUGUGCCGCUAUCCCAGAAAUAUGAAGGCUUUAAUUAUUUUAUCAUAUAAAAAUGAAUGCUCCCCAGUUUUAUUUUUAUCAGUGAAAAUGUUAUCAGAUUAUUUUAUCUGUUAUAUUUAUUGAACUGUUUUUGUUCCUCUUUGUUUCUAAAGAUAAAAAAUACAUUUUUUAAAACCA